AUGGUUCAAGCAUUGAUAUGCGUUGCAUCUGGGUCUGAUGACGUAGAUGUUAUUGACUCCUAUGCUCGCUUACGAGAACUCGGGUUUCGAGUAACCAUCGCGUCAGCUGAAGGGUGGUCGGCAGUGACAUUGCGAUAUGGUCUCGUUAUAAAACCUUCGUGUAGCUUGGACGCAGCGUUCUAUAUUUAUCGCGAAAGCGUGCCGUACGAUUUGAUUGUGAUUCCAAACGGAGACAGUGGAAGUUUCACCAAGUUAUCGCAGCAUGAACAACUAGGGGAUUUUAUAAAGCGCAUGUUGUACCACCCUGCUUACCGUGGACGGCCGUUAAAAUUUCAAGAAAUUUCCGCAAACCAGGUGUUCAGGCCUGAUGUAUUCGCUUAUGUCGUCACAAUUGGAAAAUCAGUGGAACUGCUGACGUACUGGAAUGUAGUUUCGUCUGUCAGCAAGCCAACAGCUGUAGAAUGGAUAUGUAAAGAGUUGCCUAACGACGAAAAAAUCGGAGUUGUGUUUAGCCCGCCUUCGCCCAGCAGCGACCUCUCACGGGCGGCAAGAUUGUGCGAGCAAGUGGGAGAAGUGAUACUGAAUCAAAGAGAACGUUGUAACGUUAGUAGAAUUGAUAACGGACGCGAACCUAACUUACCAAGUUUUGGAAUGCGAAAUUUCAUCUUUGGCUUUUGUAAAACUUUAUUCCCGAAGUCCUGGAUUAAUUACAGCGAAUUAGUACGGGGCCAAGUUGUAAAGGCGCAGAUCAUCGAAAACUGUACAAGCCUCAUGAAACUACCAUUCGGGAAAGCGAGCGCCUUUUCAAACGUUGCUAGAUCCCUUCUAUGUGUAAGCCGCAUCGUGGGAAGAUACGCAAGCUCUGCCGUAAGAUUAAACAAAAGUUCAAUACCAGGAAUGCAGGUUGCUGUCUUAGUCAAUGACGGAGUCGACGAAAGCUUAUUAGCGGUGCUGGUGGCUGGCAUUCGUCGCAGACCGGGCGUGAACGCUCAUAUUAUCGUAUGCGACAGGGCUGUGUUGAAAUCGGGUUCGCCCUAUAUCACAACGAAAAGGUUUCUUUCCAUUCGACCAGAUGGAUUUAUUGAAACGUGCAAGCUUCGAUACGAUGCUGUGGUCACUGUAGACACGGAUAUUAAAACGUACCCUUGGCUGGAGGACCCGAAAGCAAACUUGGUUCGAUCUUGCGUCACUGCAUUGUUUGAUACCGGCAGUGAAGGUAUAGCCCUCGCCUCGUUGCCUGUGGUUCAUUCUCCCGUUGCUGGACAGCGGUGGAUGGAAAAGCAGAGAGGUUCGAUAGUUUCUGAGCAAUUUGAAAAGGAAUGCACAGAAGAUGAAAUAAACGACAGCGAAACUCAGUUUUUUCAACUCCUGUACUCUGACAAGAACCGACAGGAUGAGACUCAUACACUCGCAACACACGCAUUUAAAAACUUCCACAACUGCAGAUGCCUGAUGCAUGUUACAGCUGGCACGGCACAGCAAGGACAACAAAUAGCCACAGCCAUCGUUGACCGUCUAAGACACAAUCUUCUGCAACAUGGUUACACUUUUAACAGAGUGUAUGACGAAAGAUGUAUUUUAUUAUAAACUGUGAAAGA
Molecule: messenger RNA, 1598 nt
Organism: Ciona intestinalis (vase tunicate)
Lineage: Eukaryota; Metazoa; Chordata; Ascidiacea; Phlebobranchia; Cionidae
Source: RefSeq, a predicted model, not a curated record